This is a messenger RNA of Ophidiomyces ophidiicola, 2172 nucleotides long. RefSeq lists its product as uncharacterized. NCBI's taxonomy places the organism in Eukaryota, Fungi, Ascomycota, Eurotiomycetes, Onygenales, Onygenaceae. The transcript is spliced from 3 exons. Gene Ontology annotation, biological process: DNA-templated transcription. The record is from RefSeq and is a predicted model, not a curated record. Gene Ontology annotation, molecular function: DNA binding; zinc ion binding. Bases 1 to 2172 code for a protein of 723 amino acids.
AUGAGCGAGGCUCCCGUCGCGCCGCCGGCGCUGCCUACGACUGUUGCUGCUGGUGCUGGUGCUGGUGCCGCUGUGCCUAACCAUGCCACGCCGGCCGCCGAAAGCCCGCCGCGACUACGCGCCGCAUCGGCCCCUCGAGAGCGCAAGCGCAAACGUCGAAAGAUUGCCGUAGAUCGAGACGAUGCUUCCUCGGCGACAACCACGGCGCAGACAAAGGUUGAGAUAGGCCAUGAUAUCGCCGGCUUGGUCGCUCCUCGACGCUCGAACUGGGAUUCGAGCCUUUUAUCGUGGGACCAGCGCCGCCCCCUCGCUGCCGAAGCUCAUCCGCCUGCCCCUUCAGAAGCCUCCGCUGGUGCCCGGACAUCCGCCCAAAACCAAACACCACCAACGUCUGCCUUCCACGAGUCGGACGGUCCUCCGCUAUAUCCGACAACAUCUUCAUCGGGACCACCCCGGCAGUCGCAGCCCCAGGACUCGCGUGCGUAUGGACCCAGCACGCCGAAUUCGACAUUUCUCGGCCGCUCAGAGUACAUCCGGGCCGAGAUUCCAUUCAAUGAAUAUCGAGGCAAGCCAUAUUCUGCAGUAACAACGGAGUAUCUCACCGAGGAAGACCUUCGGAUUCUGCACCUGCAGCAUGCCUUUGAUCUACCCCCACGCGCCGUCAGAGACGGGCUAAUAGAUACAUUCAUGAAGCGAUGUGCGCCGUGGAUGCCCAUUGUUGAACGAAGCUGGCUGACGGAACGAAGUGGACAUCAGCCGUCCAUACUACUGCUGCAGGCUAUUUUUUUGGCCGCGAGCCGGGUGUCCUCUGCGCCUGCAGUGACGGCGUACGCCUCGUCAAAUGAUUUCUAUCGUCGGGCGAGAGCGUUGUUCUGGUCAGGAUAUGAGAAAAACACAAUUACUGUUAUUACUUCGGUGUGUAUCUUACAUUGGUAUAACCCCGAGGGGCCGGAGCAUGUUUCUAUCAAUACGAGUGGCUUCUGGAACCGCAUUGGAGUGGGCUUAGCGUAUCAAAUUGGGUUGCAUAAGGAGCCGCCCCCGGGCCGAGACGCUCUGCUGAAGAAGAGGCUGUGGUGGACGUUAUAUGCCCGGGAUUGUUUAAUCUCGGCGGGGCAUGGGCGUCCACGUGCUAUCAACCCAGAUGACAGCGACGUCAAACCCUUGACAUUGGAAGACUUCUACGGGAGCUCUUCGAAUGGACAGCUGUUUGUUCCCUACGUGGAGAUCUCGGCCCUCUUGGGAGAGCUCACACAAUGCUAUUGCCGGCGUAGUUUAUCCCGACAAAAACGAGUUUCCAUCGAAAACGCGCUCUAUCGAUGGACUCGAGAAUUGCCAGAGCCUCUUCGUCUGUUUCGAAAAUAUAACCCUGCCGGGGAUGCUCCGGCACACAGGCUCGUAUUAAUGCCGUACGAUUUUGAGGCCCGGCAGCUGCACGUACCAUACUUCAUCACCCUCGCCAUUCUUUAUCGGCCCACAUCACCAUCUAACCUCCCAUCCGCGGCUGCCAUUCUCGCAUCUUCGUUCAUCGCCGGCAUCUUUGAAGAUUUAGCAGCCCGUGACGAGAUUCGCUUUCUUGGGCCAGUAUUCACAUUCUAUCUCCUGGCUGCCGGUGUCGGCUUAUUGUCGUGUUUCCCGUAUCCCCAUCUCUGGGAACGAGCGGAGCAGGAUCUCCGUAUUAUUUAUAAUUCGCAGAAAGAGCUGGCGAAGCGGUAUCCUUCGGCGAUAGGCAGUCUAAAGGCAUUGCAGAGUAUGCUGGAUGAUGCACCCAAGGUCGCCAGGCCGUCGGAUCGCCCGCAGCCGACACCCUUGACCCCAGACCAACAGGCAUGCUUUAGUGGCUUUGGGACAGACCUGUGUCGAUUGGGGGACGUUAUGUUAGCCAACUAUCCGCACGAUAUGGCGGACUCUGGCCGGCCAGAGGACGACCAGUAUGCACGAACGGUUUCAGAUAUGAUGACUGCCGGUAUUUUAGCAGAACUGAAGACACCAAUGGACGCUGCUGCUGCGUUGGACGAAUACCUGCCACUCGCAACGGUGGUCGACCACAACACCCACCUUGCCCUGGGCGGGGAUGCGGCGGAGAUCACAGAUGAGAUGAUGUAUAACCAGUACGACGGCAUUGGCAACUGGCUGCUCCGCGACUGGGAUUGGAACACCGACUUUGCGUGGUGA